Sorex araneus (European shrew) is the source of this 3504-nucleotide messenger RNA. RefSeq names its product neurotrimin (gene NTM). Gene Ontology annotation, cellular component: neuron projection. Lineage: Eukaryota; Metazoa; Chordata; Mammalia; Eulipotyphla; Soricidae. The record is from RefSeq and is a predicted model, not a curated record. Bases 669 to 1772 code for a protein of 367 amino acids. The transcript is spliced from 9 exons.
CGGCUGCGCCUCGCCUUCCCCGCGAGCAGCCGGGGCCGCGCCUCCGCCGUGCCCGCCGCGCGCCUCGGGGUGCCGGGCGCUCCCGGCCGCAGCUGGGCGAGCCCGCGUCGCGCGAAGGCAGGCGGCGACCGCGGAGGCGACUCGCGGCUAUUGUGACAUUGUUUCGCGUCGGGGCGCGCAACUUACAAAGAAAGUGGCGCAGCCGGGCGCGCUGGAGCCCGGGCCUCGCGGACCCGCGUGGGGAAGCCGGAUCGCGCCCACCUCGCGGCCCUGUCGGGGCUCCCAAGUGCUUACUCCACUCCCAAGUGCCAUGUCUGAACUGUGGACGGCGAGCAGGGGCUCCUGAGACGCGCCUACGCCGCUCCACCUGCCUCGCGCGCCCCCUCUCCGCGCCACCGGCUCCGAAGCGGCCCCGAGGAAGCGCCCCCUUUGGAUGCCCGUCGUGGACACCUCUUCUCCGCGGCUGGAGCGCUGAGGCUGGACUUGGCGAGGCGGGGUUGGCACGUUCGACUUGGAGGAGUCUGCGCGCUUUUCCAAACGCUUCCUGCGCCUCUCGGCCGUCGCCACUCGGGCCCCAGCUCGCUCCCCACCCCACCCUCUGCCAGUCCUCGCUCGGGGGGCGUGCGCCCUGCCUCUGCCGGAGUUCUGGGAAGUUGUGGCUGGCGAGGAUGGGGGUCAGUGGGUACCUGUUCCAGCCCUGGAAGUGCCUCGUGGUCGUGUCUCUCAGGCUGCUGUUCCUUAUACCCACAGGAGUGCCGGUGCGCAGCGGAGAUGCCACCUUCCCCAAAGCUAUGGACAACGUGACGGUCCGGCAGGGGGAGAGCGCCACCCUCAGGUGCACCAUUGACAACCGGGUAACCCGGGUGGCAUGGCUAAACCGCAGCACCAUCCUCUAUGCUGGGAAUGACAAAUGGUGUCUGGACCCUCGUGUGGUUCUCCUGAGCAACACCCAGACCCAGUACAGCAUUGAGAUCCAGAACGUGGAUGUGUACGACGAAGGCCCCUACACCUGCUCGGUGCAGACGGACAACCACCCAAAGACUUCGAGGGUCCACCUCAUUGUGCAAGUAUCUCCUAAAAUUGUAGAGAUUUCUUCAGAUAUCUCCAUUAAUGAAGGGAACAAUAUCAGCCUCACCUGCAUAGCAACGGGUCGACCAGAGCCCACGGUUACCUGGAGACACAUCUCCCCCAAAGCUGUGGGCUUUGUGAGCGAGGAUGAAUAUCUGGAAAUCCAGGGGAUUACCCGGGAGCAGUCUGGAGACUAUGAGUGCAGCGCUUCCAACGAUGUGGCUGCACCGGUGGUCCGGAGAGUAAAGGUGACCGUGAAUUAUCCACCAUACAUUUCAGAAGCUAAGGGUACAGGUGUCCCUGUGGGGCAGAAGGGUACUUUGCAAUGUGAGGCCUCAGCAGUCCCCUCGGCUGAAUUCCAGUGGUACAAGGAUGACAAAAGACUGGUAGAAGGAAAGAAAGGGCUCAAGGUGGAAAACAGGCCUUUCCUCUCAAAGCUGAUCUUCUUCAACGUCUCUGAACAUGACUAUGGGAACUACACGUGCGUGGCCUCCAACAAGCUGGGCCACACCAAUGCCAGCAUCACACUCUUUGAACUAAAUGAGCCCACAAGCUCAACUUUGUUACAAGAAGUGAAAACCACAGCUCUGACCCCUUGGAAAGGCCCCGGAGCCGUCAGUGAGGUGAACAACGGCACGUCGAGGAGGGCCGGCUGCAUCUGGCUGCUACCCCUUCUGGGGCUGCACCUCCUGCUGAAGUUUUGACGUGAGCAUCCCUUCCCCCCCAAUGCCGGGAGAAGCUACAGCCACAGCGCCUACCACCCCACAGACCCAGCAGCUUCGACCACAGCAGCCAGACACCCCGUUUCUAACUCCGAUGUAACCACACGCGAUUCUGAGAAGCAGAACCUCAUGGGGCACACAUUCGAGGGAGGGGAACAAAACCGACGUGGCGGGGUGGGGGUAACUGCAAAAGGAAAUUCAAAAUCGGCUUCUGGGUCCUGCCAAUCUUUAAGGAUCCAUAUGUUGGUUCAUUUUCCUUUCUGCAAAUGGGAAGAGCAGCAGCCGGCUCUGGGUAUCCAGCCGACAGUGGCCUGUUGCAAAUUCUUGGUUGUCAGAGUGAGCCAGGGCUCUGCCACACUGCCCGCUCAAGAACCCCCAUCAGAGAAAAUUCUGGAGUUGGCUGUCUCUAAUUUGAUCAGUCAGAGACAUGGGCCCAGCAUGACCAGCAGGUCUGUGGCACCGUGGCCAGCCCUUGGAGACUGUGCCAUGUUCAUGCGUGUGACACUGCAAAAUUUCAACCCAGACAGGAAGUCAACAGAAAGCCAACGUGCCAGCUCUGACCACCCACCCCGCCGUGCAGUCACAACCACCUGGUGAACUUUCUUGGCCCCCCUCUCCAUUUUACUACUACACAGACAUCAUGGAUAAUAAGGGAUUCUGAGUCUUUAUUAAUUUUAUUAAUUAUAUUUUCUGAGAUGAGUCUAGUGUGCUUCGUGCAAAAACCAGACACAGCUAAGAGGUGCCGACACGAAGGGGGUGAAGUAUGUUUGUGCAACGUUAGAAACGAGUCGUGUGUUUCUUUCCGAGGUUUACAACCGGUGGCCCACACACUGGGCGAUCACCACAUGGUGAGCCACAUGGCAAAGCCACCACAAAAUGAGACAACACAAAACCCACAUCCGGUUGAACCGACAGCUCCACCAGCGCUACUGAUUUCUCCUUAUUUUGGCAUCUAACGCAGACACUGCUAUGCUUCUAAAUGCUGUUUGGAAGUGGAAGGGCGAACCGCACUGUUUUCUUGAGUUGGUUAGCGAGGCUUGUGUUGAUGACAUAUAUUCUACAGUAUAUAUAUACAUAUACACACAUCUAUUUUUUUUCCCCUUUGGUUAGAGUUCAAGCCAUUUUUGUUCUCAGCAGCUCCUUUCUCCGACAUUACUGCAUGCUGUAUAUGGCGUUAGCUGUGUGUGGAUCUCAACGAUGAUAGCGUUUACUGGUAAUUGUGUGAACAGCUCCUGCUCUUUUUGAUUUUCUUGGGUUCUUGACACGUCAGAGACAUUUCUCAGAGAACAACAUCGACACCACUAAUAUCUGGCACAGCACCUCUGCCAGGUGUGGCACUUGGAGGUCAAGGCUUCCUUCGGCCUCGGGCAUUAACCUAUGGCAAGCAACUGACCCAACUCAACUCUGUCAACACUUGCUUUAGCCCAGUGAGGAUCUGUUGCCUUUGGGACCACUGGAGAAUGGAAACCUCUUGGUUUCUUUUAUUUAAUUUCUCACCUUCGUGUGUGUGUGUGUGUGUGUGUGUGUAUGUGUGUGUGUGUGUGAAAGAGAAGAAAAAUGCCUUUUUUAGGUCAUUUUUUCCCCACCCCCCGAAGCCUGGAAACCAGAGAGGCCUCGGGGAGGGGUUCUGGAUGUGAUGAGGGAAACUGGGAUUGGGGGCUGGGGGGAGGGAUUGUCUCUGACUUGACAUUAAAAAGUGUUCCAUGUCCCUCUU